Arctia plantaginis is the source of this 312-nucleotide messenger RNA. NCBI's taxonomy places the organism in Eukaryota, Metazoa, Arthropoda, Insecta, Lepidoptera, Erebidae. The record is from the annotation of a GenBank genome assembly.
AUGGGUCCCCGAAGUGCUCGGGCACUAAACGGGAACAAAAGAGCACCCCAAUCGGCACCACGAGGCGCUCGAACUAAAUUGGUUGCUUUUUGUGCGAAAACGUGGCGGCCUCUGCGCGCCGACCGCACAAUACUUCAUUAUAUUAUAGUGCUGCUGCUCCACGCCGAGGAAGGCAACGCGCUCCGCUGGUGUGCACACCGCUUAAACAACUUUACGACUUUUCUUUUACGAUUGACAAUUAAAAUGUCGGCUAACGACUUCACUCCGAGCGAGCAUAAAAAUGUUUUCGACCAUUUUGCGGAGAUUCUUUAG